AUGGAUGCCAUUAAAAAUAAGUCCCAGUCGGCACCAGAUUUUCUAGUUAACCCUAUUAUCAACAUAUCAUAUCUUAUUAGUUUGCAACUUUUUUCUAGAUUAAUUACAUUUAUAUUGAAUCAAUUGAUUGUUAGAAUGGUUACUCCUGAGAUAUUUGGAUUUGAAAUGGUCCAGAUAGAAUUAAUUAUUUCUGCUAUCCUUUUUUUAUCUCGUGAAGGUUUUAGAGUAGCUUUACAACGUCAAGAUAUUUUGAAACAGAGCAAAGAGAGAGAAAUUGUAAACAGUAAAAAAGGGGUUAUUGAAGAUGAUUAUCAAAAUGUUAUAAAUCAGGGAUCGGUUAAUUUGGCUUAUAUUCCGAUUCCUAUUAGUAUUCUAGUUUCUAUAAUAGUUUUUUUUUCUUAUAUACGGCUUGCUAAUGAUUCAACAAAAAAACAACUUAUUUUCAAAGGAUCUCUUUUUUUAUAUGCAUUUUCUGCAGUAAUUGAGAUUUUUGUCGAACCUUUAUUUAUUCUUGUGCAACAGAAUUUUUUAUAUAAAAUUAGAGCUAUUUCUGAAGCCUUUGCAAUAUUUAUGAAAUGCAUCAUAACAUUUAUAUUAGCAUAUUGGUAUACUUUGAAUGGUGACAUUAAAAACUAUGGCGCACUUCCAUUUGCUUUAGGACGACUAGGUUAUUUCAUUUUACUGUUAAAUCGCUCACAAAAAAAUUUGUGUUUUUUUCCGAAAAAGAUUUAUUCCCCAUAUGAUAAAAAGGUAUAUCUUUUCCAUCGACCUACUUUAAUAUUAGCAAUUACUAUAACUGCUCAAUCGUUGUUUAAAUAUAUCUUAACAGAAGGAGAUCGAAUUCUUGUAACAUGGUACAUGACGGAUUUUGAUCAAGGAGUUUAUGCAUUAGUUGUAAAUUAUGGGUCUCUUAUUGCAAGAUUAAUAUUUAAUCCAAUUGAAGAAUUGUCGAGGAAUCUUUUUUCAAAACUCUGUUCAAGAAAAGAUAAAGAUAGUUAUUUGUUAGCUCAGAGUAUAUUAUUUGCUAUUAUAAAAUUAUACAUAAUUCUUGGGAUAUUUAUUAUAAUUUUUGGUCCAUUAUAUUGUGUAGCUUUUAUAAAGAUAGUUGCAGGUUUAAAAUGGAGUAAAACACAUGCACCGUCUGUUUUGAAAUUAUAUAUUUUUUAUAUUCCUAUAAUGGCUAUGAAUGGAAUAACAGAAGCAUUUGUGCAAGCUGUUGCUACAUCAAAUGAUAUUAAAAGGCAAAGUUAUUGGAUGUUUUUUUUUUCUGGAUUACUUAUGUUUAUGGGAUAUUUUUUUUUAAACUAUUUUGAAUUGGGUGCAAAUGGUGUAAUUUUCAUUAAUAUGAUUAAUCUCAGUGCAAGGGCUAUUUGGUGUUCUGUUUAUAUUUAUCACUAUUUUGAGGUCUUAGUAAUUUCAUUAAUUUUUCCUUCAAAAACUGUUUUUUUUUAUUCUAUUUUUAUAGGCUAUUUUAUGCGAUUAAAAACACAUUCUAUUGUUACAAUAUCGGACAUGUUGAUUAGUAUAGUAAUUGCGGGUUCAUUACUUCUUAUAUGGUAG
Pneumocystis carinii B80 is the source of this 1560-nucleotide messenger RNA. RefSeq lists its product as hypothetical. The coding region runs from base 1 to 1560 and encodes 519 amino acids. Gene Ontology annotation, cellular component: endoplasmic reticulum membrane. Gene Ontology annotation, biological process: dolichol-linked oligosaccharide biosynthetic process; glycolipid translocation. The transcript is spliced from 4 exons. NCBI's taxonomy places the organism in Eukaryota, Fungi, Ascomycota, Pneumocystomycetes, Pneumocystales, Pneumocystaceae. The record is from RefSeq and is a predicted model, not a curated record.